ACUCAGUUUUCUCGUAACAAAAAAACUACUGUGAAUGGUAGAAGGAAGAUGUCGAAGGCGGAGGUGAAAGGCGUGGUUCCAGAAUCUGUAUUGAAGAAGCAGAAGAGGAGCGAGGAGUGGGCCCUUGCCAAAACCCAACAACUCCAAGCCGCUAAGAAAACCAGCUUCCAAACUCGCAAGUUGAUUUUUAACAGAGCCAAACACUACUCUAAGGAAUACGCUCAGCAGGAAAAGGAGCUAAUUAGGUUGAAGCGCGAGGCCAAGCUUAAAGGAGGCUUUUAUGUCGAUCCUGAAGCUAAACUCUUAUUCAUCAUCAGGAUCCGUGGUAUCAAUGCUGUGCACCCUAAGACAAGGAAGAUUUUGCAGCUCUUGUGGUUGAGGCAGCCGUAUUUCAAGUUCUUUUGGCUUCAGAUCUUUAAUGGUGUAUUCCUCAAGGUUAACAAAGCAACCAUGAAUAUGCUGCACAGGAUAGAGUCGUAUGUUACAUACGGGUAUCCCAAUCUGAAGAGUGUUAGAGAAUUAAUUUACAAGAGAGGCUAUGAAAAAUUUGAUAGGCAGAGAAUUGCUUUGACAGACAACUCCAUCAUUGAACAAACAUUGGGGAAGCACGGAAUUAUAUGCGUUGAAGAUCUGAUCCACGAGAUAAUGACAGUUGGUCCUCACUUCAGAGAAGCAAACAACUUCCUAUGGCCCUUCAAAUUGAAGGCUCCAUUGGGUGGUUUGAAGAAGAAAAGGAAUCAUUAUGUCGAAGGAGGUGACGCAGGUAACAGGGAAGCUUACAUAAAUGAGCUUAUUAGAAGGAUGAAUUAAUUUACUUUUUUGUUAUAUGGUCAUUAGUAUUAUAAAAUCAUUAAGGAUAAGAUGUUAUUUUCAUUCUUCAAGUUUUGGUUUGGAAAGAAUCUUUGUUGUUUUGACUAAUGCUUGAACC
Messenger RNA from Arachis stenosperma, 928 nucleotides. RefSeq names its product 60S ribosomal protein L7-4-like. NCBI's taxonomy places the organism in Eukaryota, Viridiplantae, Streptophyta, Magnoliopsida, Fabales, Fabaceae. The transcript is spliced from 6 exons. The coding region runs from base 49 to 810 and encodes 253 amino acids. Gene Ontology annotation, molecular function: structural constituent of ribosome; RNA binding. Gene Ontology annotation, cellular component: cytosolic large ribosomal subunit. Gene Ontology annotation, biological process: maturation of LSU-rRNA from tricistronic rRNA transcript (SSU-rRNA, 5.8S rRNA, LSU-rRNA). The record is from RefSeq and is a predicted model, not a curated record.